CACCGUCGCCGUCCCCCCCCGCCGUGGGACACCGGCCCCGGGGCUCCCGCGCCCCCAUGCCGCAGUGGGGGCACCACGAUGACCCCUUCGGGGACUUCGUCAAGCAGCCCUACGGGUUCCUCUUCAUCGCCGCCUGCCUCUUGGUCUCCGUCACCCUCUUCAUCGUCAUCAUCAUCCAAAUCUGCCGCAAGGUCUGCCAGGAGCGGCUGCCCACCGUGACCCCCCGGUCCCCCCACCAGCCCGCGCCCCCGGGGGGGCCCCUGCCGCCCGCCCCCCCCGGCCUGGACCCCCCGCCGGGCCUGGACCCCCCGCCCUACAGCGAGGUGGCAGCGAAGCCGUUCCUGUACCCGCACGCGGAGGGGCCGUGCACCGAGUGCGGGUGCCACGUCGGGCCUCAGCCGCCCCUUCCCCCCCCCGAGCUGCCCCUAGGGGUGCUGGGACAGGCGGGGGGGGCUUGGGGACGGGACCCCCUGCCAAAGGCGACGGAGGGACACCAAGGACAACCCGGGAGCAACCUCCACGCUGGCGAUCCCGUCCCGCAGCCAGGCCACGGAGAGGCUCCCUGCGGAGCGCCCGGACGCCUGGGCCCAUGACCCCCCCCAGAAAGGCCGGAGGGGCACGUCUCUAUUUAUACGCUUUAUCCUUAAAAAGGGGAUGAAUGAAA
Dromaius novaehollandiae (emu) is the source of this 664-nucleotide messenger RNA. Its product is annotated as EMI domain-containing protein 1-like. NCBI's taxonomy places the organism in Eukaryota, Metazoa, Chordata, Aves, Casuariiformes, Dromaiidae. The transcript is spliced from 3 exons. The record is from RefSeq and is a predicted model, not a curated record. Bases 57 to 593 code for a protein of 178 amino acids.